AUGCUGGACGGCAAAUCAGAUGCUGAGAAUAAAGGCCGAGAGGCGAAAAACUGGGAAGAAGUAGCCAAAGAGUUUGAAAUUACUUCGCCUGCGCAGUUACGAGAAACGCUGCAUGAAGCAGCUAAGAUGAGAAAGGGACUCAAAGCGAAAGAUUAUGAGCAGCUGAGAGCUGUGAUGGGACAAUUGCGCAACUCCGAAAAAAUACAGCGUGAGCUGCGAGCUCGGAUAGCCCAACUGAGAAAAGAGAGUGAUGCAUUAAAGAGCGAAGAAAACGAAGAGCGGCGAGCGCGAGUAACAGGUGAGCGGGAAGGACAGCGGGUCGCAGCGCAUGUGCGUCCACCUUAA
Gongylonema pulchrum is the source of this 345-nucleotide messenger RNA. The record is from the annotation of a GenBank genome assembly. NCBI's taxonomy places the organism in Eukaryota, Metazoa, Nematoda, Chromadorea, Rhabditida, Gongylonematidae.